Cavenderia fasciculata is the source of this 2877-nucleotide messenger RNA. RefSeq lists its product as uncharacterized. The transcript has 10 exons. The record is from RefSeq and is a predicted model, not a curated record. NCBI's taxonomy places the organism in Eukaryota, Evosea, Eumycetozoa, Acytosteliales, Cavenderiaceae. Bases 1 to 2877 code for a protein of 958 amino acids.
AUGACAUCAAUAUCUAUACCAUUAAUAAUACAAUCAGAGAUUAUAGAGUAUAUACUAUCACAAGAUGUAACAAUAGCAUUCAAAAAGAGAUAUUACAAGUAUACUCGUACAGUGACCUAUCAAUUGGCAAUGGUAUCUAAACAUUGGUUUAAUGCAGUGUCAUCGAUGAUAUCUGCUAUUUGGACUCAUGAUAUAUUUAGUAACGAUGUAUCGAUAUUGGUUAGGAUGAUGCUCUCUCAAUCGAAUCAAUACUCUAUCAUCAAACAACUACGAUCAUUGUCUUUGGGUGUAAAUGCAGGAUACAUUCAAAACGCAUUCUUUGAUCUAGUUGAUGGCAUUUUGAAACAAAGAAUCAAUGAAAAUCAACCAUCAAUGCCGUUGGAACACAUAUUGGUAGUUCCAUCUUUCAUGACUCGACAUGAUCUAAUUGUUGCUUUUGCCAAAGCUCUCGACACCACCCAACGAUCGUUGUUUCCAAGUCUCAACAUUACAUUCCAUUUGCCACCUUAUGACCAAGAAUUAGAUGAUGAAGAUGAAGAUGAAGAUGAAGAAGAAGAAUACUCUCCCGAAGAGGCGAUGGAAGUGGCUGAAAAAAUAUUGGAUACCUGCAGAGGUGUCAAAAACAUCAAAAAGAUCAGAAUCUAUCAACCGCCAUCUGAUAAAAGACCGGACGAGUAUUCCACGUUUGGUACACAAGAUCUUUGGGAUACUGCUAUUAGACUACCCCACAAGACACAUCUUCAGGGGGACCUGUCAUAUGGACUAGCCCCUGGUAUGCUUUUCGAAGUUUUUUCAAAGGAGCAUGAUGAAGAUAGCAAUGAAAUCGAGUACUUUUGGGCAUCCGAUAAAGAACCUCCAGGAAAUGUAUAUGCUCAUGAAGAUAGAAUUGGUAUGGCUGAAAAAUAUGCUGGUUAUCCAACUUUUGUUGAAGAACUUUUCACUUUGAUUAGAGAAUGCAAAAAAGUAAAAUACUUUAAUAUCUACAGAGUGACACCAAACAACACUGAAAUAGAUAUCAAACAAGGAUACAUGGAAGCAUUCAGAGACAAUACAGUAAUGACAACACUCAAAUUAAAUUAUGAAUUCUUUUUCACAUCGAUCAUUUCAACCAAUAUUCUAAGUCAAUCAUUAGAGAGAUUUAAAAUCAUUUUAUAUCACCAUAAUAUUAAAUUCAUACUACUAUCUUCUUCUUCUUCUAGAUCAUCGUCAUUGGUAGUAUCAGGACAAUCAAUCAACAACAAUAGUAAUUGUACAAUUGGAGGAUGGACAGCUGAUAGUUGUUUUGACUAUAAAUACAUCUACAACAAUCAGAAUUACACAGUUACAUUCAACAAUACAGUUCUCGAUAUCCCAGUUGGUACAUCAUUAUAUUUUGUAGGUGAUGUCGUCAUUGAUAGUACUGUCGAUCUUCGUUUCAAUUGCAAAGCUGAGUCAAAGGACGGUAAACCUUCAUCUAAAACCUAUUGUAACCAAAUAGAAACAAAAGGAACUUUUUAUUAUGGUGUCAUAGAUGUAACAGCUACCAUUGAUAUGAUGGACAACCUCUAUCCUGAAUGGUUAACAUCUCUCAAUUUAACUUAUACCUUUCACACAUUGAAUCUAGUCGAAGGAAAGGUAAAAGCAUUGAAUUUAUCCGAAUACAGUUCCGUCUUUAUACAUACCAACCAAAUUUUACCAAGUAUUAUGGAUGAUUUCAACUGUGAAUAUAUCAGUCCUGAUGCAUUUUCUUCAAAAAUCUAUUGUGUAAAAAAUGGAAAAUUAUCACCUGGAAUGAUGGUCAAUGUUUCAGCAACUUGUCCAGAUACUGUUUGUUUUAGCUUACCAAUUGCAUAUUUUAAAACAGAUCUAAUGACUCUUUGUGAAGUGGAUUCGGUUCUUACUCGUGGAAUUAAAAAUGCAGGUGGUAGCUAUGAAUACAGAAUUAAAGUAAAUCCAGCAUCUAGAAUAGUUGAUCCUUAUCCUUUGAUUCCAGAAUUUAUUCAAAAUUUAUUAAAUGUAACGAUAACAGGUACCGCUAACAAUACAGAGAAUCAAAUCAUUUAUAACCAAACUCUUCUUAUUUAUGUCAACAAUCAAUUGGUUCAUGCAAAUGGUACAACCUAUGAAAUCCCUGCUGACAGCAGCACUGAUCCAAAUCCCGAACCUUCAUCUGCUUCUUAUUUAAAUCAAUCCAAAAUGAUGAUGAUGAUGAUUAUUAUUAUUAUUGUAUUGAUCGCAAUAUUAACAUUUUUUGAAAGAAUUAUACUUGGGUUUUUGUAUGCAACCAAAAAUCAGAUUUGUGUUUACAUGUUGUGUAAACAACCAUCAUCAAAGUUUAUAGAUGUAAUCGAAAAGUUGGCAAUAGAAAGAGAAAAGAAAAAGACCAACAACAAAAAAGAUGAUAAUAAUAGAUACACAAGUAACAACAACUAUAAACAACUAUAUAAUGAUAUGAUAACAACAAUAGAAAAAGGACAAGAGGAAACAGUAAUAUCAUGGUUAUUACAUUAUUGUUGUAGAACCGAGAAAUACUCUUCUCUCAAGAAAUUAAUCUCCAUUGCCAAAACUACUACUACUACUACUACUACUACUACGACCGAUUGUUAUUGGAAUUAUAAUCGAGAUAUUGUACAACCUACAUUCAAUGUUUUGAUAUCCAAUAAUAAUAAUAAUAAUGAUGUUGAUUAUGAUGAGGAAUCAAAAACUCUAUUAAUAUCAAUAUUGACUAUUCUAAAUGUUAGUGCCACUGAUGAUGAAUAUUUAGAGUAUCUAAAGCUUUUAGAGAAUACGAUUCGAAAUCGUCGCGAUAAAGAAGAACACAGGAACCUAAAAAAACAAUCAGAUGAUAUACGUGCUUGCAACAAGUUGUCUCCAUUCAAUCUUCAUAACUCCUCAUGA